CGGGGCGAGGAGGGAGAUCCAAGCGGGCAGCGGCGAGCUAUGGAAGACUUAGAAGGUAAUACCACUGUCUUCUCCACCUUGAGAUCCUUCAACAACUUCAUUUCACAGCGUAUGGAGGGGGUGUCCGGGCAGCCUGUGCCAGCAUCAUCUCAGAGCUCCUUGCAGAUUCAGUACCAGCAGAGGGUGCAGUUGGAAGAACAAGCUGGGCAGAUCCAUUCCAAAUCGCAGCUCCUGCAGGUGGAACGGGAGAAGAUGCAGAUGGAGCUUAGCCACAAACGAGCUCGCAUUGAGCUGGAGAAGGCAGCUAACACUAAUGCCAGAAACUAUGAGCGAGAGGCUGACCGUAACCAGGAGCUGCUCACACGCAUAAAGCAGUACCAGGAAAGGGAAACAGAAGCUGAAAAUAAACUGAAGGAACAAAUGGAGAUGAACAAAUCCUAUAAGAAGAGUAUGGAGACAAUGAGUAAGAAACUGCAAGAGAAGGAGAGCAAAUUAGCUGAAGCUAAUGAAACGAUCACUAUAUUAAAAGGGAAAAUAUCUGAGCUACAAUGGAAUAUAAUGAAUCAGGAGAUGCAGAUGACAAGCCAAGACUCGCAGAAGCAAGAGCUGAUGGAACAGCUGGAUGUUCAACAUAAGAAAUGGCAAGAGGCUACUCAGCAAAUCCAGACAUUGCAAGCAAGCCAGUCCCUACUGGCAGAAUAUGAACAGAAGAUUAAGGACCUGGAGCAGAAGUUCUCCCAGCAGGAACAUGAUGCUGUUAUCGUCAAGAACAUGAAGACAGAACUGGCCCGUUUCCCAAAAAUGGAGCGGGAGCUGCGACAACUGAGGGAGGAAAAUGCAUACUACAGGGAAAUGAAAGAAAACAAUGGUUUGCUUAAAGAAGAAGUAGAAGGUCUCCAAAGAAAAUUGGAACGCUAUGAGAAAGUCCAAGCACAGUUAGUGACUGCUGAAUUGGAAAAUGAGAAACUUCUGGGAAAACUAAAAAGCUGGGAGAAACUGGACCAGAGCACUGGCUUGAAUAUCAGGACGCCUGAUGAUCUCUCGAGGCAAAUUGUGGCCCUGCAGCAAAGGGAGCUUGUGCUGAAAGAGCAGAACUCUACCAUCACAAACAGUGCCCGAAUACUGGAGAAGGCCCGACAGCAGCUGCAGGAGGAAAUUCUACAGGUGCAGAGCCAGCUCUUGGAUGAGAAGAAGAAGCGCGAGCAGCACGAGGCCCUGGUCAGGCGUCUGCAGAAACGUGUGCUGCUGCUCACCAAGGAGCGUGAUGGGAUGCGGGCCAUCCUGGAGUCGUACGACAGCGAGCUGACCCCAGCAGAGCACUCCCCACAGCUGAACCGGCGCAUGCGGGAGGCCGAGGAGAUGGUGCAGAAGCUGCACGCUCAUAACUCCGAGCUGGAGGUUCAGAUGUCUCAAGUUCUGGAAGAAGUGGGAAAUCAGAAGCAAAGAGCAGAGAUGCUGGAGGUGGAGAUGAAGGUCCUGAAGUCUCGAGAGUGCACCGCAGAGCAGAGUACCUUCAUCACCAAGGAGGAGGUUGACGCACUCAGGCUGAAGAUUGAGGAGCUGGAAGCUGAACGCAGCAAACUGGAAGAGCAGAACAGAUCUUUGUAUAUGAAACUGGAGAAGCUAACUAUGCAGGGUGACUAUGACCCCAGCAAAACCAAAGUGCUUCAUUUCAGCAUGAACCCUGCAAGCCUGGCCAAGCAGCAGCGCAAGGAAGAGCAGCAGCAGCUGCAGGAGGAGUGUGAGAGGCUGAGGGAGCUGGUGAGGGUGCUCGAAGCCGGCGGCUCCAUCCAUGGGAAUCUGGAAGGAGUUGGGAGCUUUCAGUCACCGCAGGAAGUUGCAGAGCUGAAGAAGCAAGUGGAAAGUGCAGAACUAAAAAACCAGCGCCUGAAGGAGAUUUUUCAGACCAAGAUCCAGGAGUUUCGCAAGGUCUGUUACACUCUCACUGGGUACCAGAUCGACAUCACCACUGAGAACCAGUAUCGACUCACCUCCAUUUACGCUGAGCACCAAGGAGACUGCCUGCUCUUUAAGGCCUCCAGCUCCUCUGGUGGAAAGAUGCAACUUCUGGAAAACGAAUUCUCACGGACCGUCCGGGAGCUCAUCGAGCUGCACCUGCUGCACCAGGACAGCAUCCCUGCCUUCCUCAGCGCCCUCACCCUGGAGCUGUUCAGCCGCCAGACCAUCGCGUAGCACACAGACCUGCUGCCAGCUGCCAGCCAGGCACGGAGCACCCCAGGGCAGGGCACUGCGGUGUUCACCAGGUAGAGAGGAUGAACUCUCCCCUCCCACCCUUCAGUCAUGACAUUGGGUUGCUUCUGUUUUGAAGGAAGGUCCUUAUUCUUUCUUCUUUCACGCUGAUACCCAAAUCCCACUGUUUUCUGUGAUAUAUCCCUCCUAGGUGAGGGCUGUAUCCCGGGGCUUUCCUGUGCAAAGGUGGAGAACGGGUCUUGCAUUCUCCACCUUUGAAUUGUGAGAGGCAUACAUCGCUCCCAAGACCACCUCAGCACUUCUCCAGUAAUUACUGGUUUGAGGAGCCAGACCUUUACCCAAAGGUUUCCCCAGAUCCAGGCUCUGUAGAGAUAGGUGUGGGCUUUGAGGGUGGCAGGUUCCUUCUGGAUACCUCCUGCUCUUGCAUACAUUUCAUCACUCAGUGGGAUUGGGAUUAUUUCCAAAAUAUUCAGUUGCCCAAAUUGGCCCCCAAGGUACCAGCAAGCAUUGCUGAGCAGACAUGAGUAAGAAUAAAUGGACUUCUGAAGAUCCUACAAGUGUGUUUGACACCUCAGUGUCUGUGUUGCACUCAGAUGUCAGCCUUACGGUAUGUGUUCCUCACUGGGGAGACUCUUGGCCUCUUGGUUAUCUCAGGAAUGUGGGAGGUAGCAGGGAACCCACUGGAGGUGCUCUUGCUGCUGCUGGCUCUCACCUUGCUGGGGAUGUCUUUCCUCCUGCAAGCUUUUCUUUCCUGGGUGGAGGAUGGGGCACUCCUGAAUGCUAACAUUGUGUGUUGCAAUGGUCGUACCUCUUCUAUCCUAAGAAUAAAGUGUCACUUCCCAAA
Lagopus leucura (white-tailed ptarmigan) is the source of this 3055-nucleotide messenger RNA. It is a transcript of the gene MAD1L1, whose product is annotated as mitotic arrest deficient 1 like 1. The record is from RefSeq and is a predicted model, not a curated record. The transcript has 18 exons. Gene Ontology annotation, cellular component: kinetochore; nuclear envelope; mitotic spindle. Gene Ontology annotation, biological process: attachment of mitotic spindle microtubules to kinetochore; mitotic spindle assembly checkpoint signaling. The coding region runs from base 40 to 2193 and encodes 717 amino acids. NCBI's taxonomy places the organism in Eukaryota, Metazoa, Chordata, Aves, Galliformes, Phasianidae.